This is a messenger RNA of Rhineura floridana, 1446 nucleotides long. It is a transcript of the gene F11R, whose product is annotated as F11 receptor. The transcript has 9 exons. Gene Ontology annotation, cellular component: bicellular tight junction. Lineage: Eukaryota; Metazoa; Chordata; Lepidosauria; Squamata; Rhineuridae. The record is from RefSeq and is a predicted model, not a curated record. Bases 46 to 996 code for a protein of 316 amino acids. Gene Ontology annotation, biological process: regulation of membrane permeability; establishment of endothelial intestinal barrier; intestinal absorption.
CCUAGCCUCACCUGGGCAAGAAGGGCGGGGCGGGAAGGUGAUGCGAUGGGAUGGGCAGCCCGCCGAGCCAAUCAGGGGCGGGCGCCCGCUCACCUGCGCGCCGCGCUCUGGCCUGGCUCAGUCGGGUGCGCGGCGGCGAUGGCGCGCGGGUUCCUCUGGCGGUGCGGCUGCCUCCUCUUCCUCUGGUCCUUGAUAUCAGCCCAGCAGUCACAGGUGACAGUCGUUGAAGUUCCUGAGAACAGCGAUGCACGUUUGCCUUGCAAAGCACAGCAGGGCUCCCCAAAGCGCGUAGAGUGGAAAUUUGAGAAGGAUGGCAUCCCCGCUUUUGUCUACUAUGAGAACGCUCUCACAGACGCCCACAAAGACCGUGUUACUUACUAUCCCAAUGAGCUCUAUUUCAAGUCGGUAACUCGCAAAGACUCAGGCUUAUAUACCUGUGAGGUCAUUGGCUCUGCGCUUUCUCAAUCCAGAGUUCAACUCGUUGUUCAAGUCCCACCCUCGAAGCCUAAGGCCCGGGUGCCCUCAGUGGUCACCAUUGGCAACAAAGCUGUCCUCAGCUGUGUGGAGACAGAUGGAUCCCCACCUCCGACUUUCAAGUGGUUCAGAGACAACAUCGAAAUGCCCACGGACUCCAAAACCAACUCCCUGUUCAAGAAUUCAUCCUACACGCUCGACACCCAGACGGGGGUGCUGACUUUUGAGCCUGCGACUGCCUUUGACACUGGAGACUACUACUGCGAGGCAGCGAACAACGUUGGGUCUCCGCAGAAAUCUGACACUGUGCGUAUGGAGACCAGUGAAGUCAACGUGGGCGCUAUCGUGGCAGCCGUGGUGGUGCUUCUCAUUGUACUAGCGCUGUUGAUCUUUGGUAUCUGGUUUGCCUACAGUCGGGGCUUCUUCAGCAGUAAGUGGCCAGCUGCUAAGAAGGUCAUUUACAGCCAGCCUUCUACCCGAAGUGAUGGUGAAUUUAAACAGACGUCUUCCUUCUUGGUCUGAUCUCCACCUUCAUCUUGCCUUGCAGCGUGUAUUAAAACCUAACCCCUUUCUCCUCUGAGGCUGUUGUAAAUGAUCCUUAUGAAUCUUUGUAAUUAAGUCUGAUUUUUAAACUUUUUUUUUUUAAAAAAAAGAUUUAGUGUGCCUUUAUGACUUUUUAAAAAAAAAUACCAGCGCCUUAAAUGUUUUGUCAUCACUCUGCUGAAGAACAUCCUUUAAGAAUAUUAUUCUCAUAAGGGAUUCUGGAUAGUGCAAUCCUAACCAUGUCUGCUCAGAAGAGUAAGUCCAACUCUUGUUGUUUUGUAGAGAUUUGGUAAAAUUUACCUUGCUGGUCUGUGUGCCUUAAACUUGAGAUCACUACCAUGUGUGUCUUUAUAAAUAUUAUUGUGACAGUCUUGUAUAAUUUUAUAUGCUGGAGAUAGAACUGAAAAUAAACUUGUUCUUUUGUUUGAA